AUGAUGGGGCUUGAUCUUCUGGUCUCCUUGCUUGCAUUAUCCGUAUCACCCUGCAUCGCCGCUACUCGAAGUCCUCUCCAAAUCCCCGUCCUAGACACUCAACCUAUUGAAACAGGUCGUGAAUUUACAUUACGACAUAUGUUGCAUCAUGGAACGUACCGAGAUCCUCUCCUGCAUAAGCGACUUGACAUCAGGCCUGAUACUUUGCUAUGGGCUGCCUCAGAAAAUGGUGAAAAAAGGGAAUCGGUUCCUCGGUUUCGCGUUUCUUCAAGACCUAUCAAUAUCCACCGUCUCUCUGAUCGUCAUGUUUCCGUCGUUGAAGAUUAUCUCUCAAUUGCCAGAAUGACAAGCUCUGCAGUAACACUCUCAUCAGAUUAUUGGACUCUGGACGAAGUAGACGCACCUGAUGUGACAGAUAAAGAGACGGUGCUUUCAUUAGCUAAAAUGACCUCCAACGCUUACAUCAUGAUUCCGGGAUCGGGCGAAUGGUUUGAUGUUGUCCCUCCUUUCAACCAUUCAGACAGCUUCGGAUGGGACUCUGAUGGACUGAGAGGCCAUAUUUACUCAGAUAAUACAAACUCUACAAUCGUGGUUGUGUUGAAGGCUUGCGUCAGGAAAGCUUUAAGACAAGAAAACCGCUAUUAUCGGGCUGCCCUUAAUCUUUACUCCAAUAUCACCGCAAUGUAUCCCCAGUCAAAUAUCUGGGUUACGGGACAUUCACUGGGUGGUGCCGUUUCAAGCCUGCUGGGGAUGACAUACGGAUUGCCCGUGGUCACGUUUGAAGCUGUGCCAGAAGCACUACCUGCUUCACGCCUUGGACUGCCUCCGCCUCCUGGAACCGAUCCAUCUUCACCCCAGGCAAGGAAUUAUACUGGUGCCUACCAUUUUGGCCACACUGCCGAUCCUAUUUAUAUGGGAACGUGUAACGGCGCAACAUCUUGGAAGAUUUCGGUUGGAGAGUUGGAAUCGGAACACAUCGAAUCCGUGAAAAUGCGUGGACUGCAACAACUGGAAGUUUUUCGAAAGCAACGAAACGACACCUACGCCCACUACCACCACUACGAGCACUUCAACCAGAACAAGAACGUCAACUUGCAAGACUCCCGGGUGGUGGGGAUGCUUGGAUCCCACCACGACUCCUACUACAACAGCGACAACGUCGACAACGUCUACAUCGACCUUACCUACUGCGUCUCCCGCGCCUACGAUUACUCCGACCUCCCCUCCAACAACUACUGCUUCCACGACUUCAACUUGCGAAAGCCCUGGCUGAUUGUCUAG
Histoplasma mississippiense is the source of this 1281-nucleotide messenger RNA. RefSeq lists its product as hypothetical. The record is from RefSeq and is a predicted model, not a curated record. The transcript has 7 exons. Gene Ontology annotation, biological process: neutral lipid catabolic process; piecemeal microautophagy of the nucleus; macroautophagy. NCBI's taxonomy places the organism in Eukaryota, Fungi, Ascomycota, Eurotiomycetes, Onygenales, Ajellomycetaceae. Bases 1 to 1281 code for a protein of 426 amino acids. Gene Ontology annotation, molecular function: glycerophospholipase activity.